UUUACAAUCUCUCUGUAAAAUCAAAGCUCCCUCACAGACCCAUUUUAAAGGUAUGUAACUGAACUCAACUUCCAUAUGUUUAACCAUUUUUAUUUUUUUUAAUCUUUAUAGAAUUCCCUUUUUACAUGAAAAUUCAUUCAAUAUAUUUGCACUUGCUAUAAUCAUGUCUAUUGCUAUCUUAUCUUCCAUUAUUAUAAUCUCUAAACCCCAGUUUGCAUUUUUCUUUAAACCCCACAUCAUAAAACCCAAAACCCUUAAAUCUUCACACCAAAGAAACAGAGUAAUUUUCCUAGCAAGCCCCAUCAAAAGCCCGAUUUUCGAUACCCAAAUCGAUCAAACAACCUCACAAGAGCUCUCACCUGAGCUGUCCAACAGGUACAUUCGUUUCCUCUGCGAAACAGGAAAUAUCGAUAAAGCUAUGGACUUUUUAUCUCAGAUGGAAGCUUUAGGGUUUCGUUUAAGUUAUGUUUCAUAUAUAGCUUUGUUAACUGGACUAGCAAGUGCAGGCAGGACAGUCGAAAUUGAGGCAAUUUUCAAAGAAAUGGUUUUCUUAGGUUAUCAUCCAAGAUUGAAACUUUUUAAUGUUUUGCUUAAAGGGUUUUUGAAAAAAGGUCUUUUAACGCUUGCGGAUAAGGUUGUGGAGUCGAUGAAUGAAAUGGGUGUGUGGAAGAAUCGAGAAACGUAUGAGAUUCUACUUGGGUAUUGUGUUAGUAGUGGACGGUUGAAAGACUCGUGGGAGGUUGUAAAUGAAAUGAAAAAAGACGGGUUUGAGCCGGAUUCGUUUGUUUAUAGUAGGAUUAUUGAGCUGUAUAGGGAUAAUGGGAUGUGGAAGAAAGCGAUAAGUCUUGUAGCGGAGAUAAAGGAUAGUGGAGUAUUGAUGGAUAACAAGAUUUUUAAUAGCGUUAUUGAUAUUUUUGGGAAGUCGGGUGAACUAGAGGAUGCGUUACAAGUGUUUGAGAAAAUGCAGCUAGAAGGGGUUACACCGGAUAUUAGUACGUGGAAUUCUUUGAUAAAGUGGCAUUUUAAGCAUGGUGAUAUCACGAAUGCACUUGUGUUGUUUGAUAGGAUGCAAACACAAGGGAUGUAUCCUGAUCCGACUAUUUUUGUUACUAUUAUUAGUCGGUUAGGAGAGCAGGGGAAGUGGGAUGUAAUGGAGAGGACUUUUGAGCGUAUGAAAAGUGGAGGGUUUGAACAAAGUGGAAUUAUAUACGCGGUUUUGGUUGAUAUCUAUGGGCAGUAUGGAAAAUUUGAGGAUGCGGGGGAGUGUAUAAGUGCACUAAAAGUGAAAGGAGUCCCCUUGUCGGCUAGAAUCUUUUGUGUGCUUGCAAACGCCUAUGCCCAACAGGGUAUGUGUGAGCAGACAGUUAAAGUUCUGCAAUUGAUGGAACGUGAAGGAAUCGAACCAAACCUGAUUAUGCUCAACGUUCUGAUAAAUGCAUUUGGGAUUGCAGGAAGGCAUUUGGAGGCACUCUCAGUGUAUCAACACAUAAAAGAAAGUGGUGUAAGUCCAGAUGUGGUUACCUACAGUACGCUUAUGAAAGCUUUAAUAAGGGCAAAGGAGUUCGACAAGGUACCUGUAGUAUACAAGGAUAUGCAGUUGGCUGGAUGUUCACCGGAUAGGAAAGCCAAAGAGUUGUUGCAAAUUGCAAUGAUGGUUCUUGAACGUCGGCGUUAGUUAUACCGACUAACGGACAGAGUUCUUGCCAUCCAACGAUUUAGCCAACAAUGGGAGUUCACAACUUCACCUCCUUUGGAUUUCUUCAAAGUCUGGUCAGGUUAUAUGUAAUUGGUAAUGGGACAAAUUGGUAAACUGUAUGAACUUAUAUAAACGUAAAAAGAGUCAUUGGGCAACGACAAAGCAGCCAGAGGAUGUCAUUGGGCCUGAAAAGUUCAUCGAAGGCAUAUUUUAUUAGCAUAAAGGGUAUGCAGUUUAUGCACGUUGAACAUUGUACUUCUUCCAAAGCAUUGCCCUAAAGAGGACAUGAAAGGGUCUAUAAACAAAGGCCCUGGGAUGGUGGUAACAGUUGAUUGAUCGAGUCAAUAAAUCAUUGUGUGUAUCAUUAAGAAUUGGCCAUUAGAAGAACACAUAUACCCUGAAUAUUGGAAAUUUCUUGAAUCAAUUGCAAAAGCAGUAUGAGUUAAUCCCGAGUUCAAGAAGAAAGGAAAGGCCCUGCCAUUAUUGGACCAUACCGCAUGGAGUCUGCGCGUCACUGGCCAAGGAUCGCAAUUGCAGCCAAUGCUAUUAUUUAGAUUAUAAGCGUUCCAGGAGGAAUGUGCAUUGUCUAUGUUCAUUGUUCACGGUAUCGUUUCAUUUUACGUUAUUGAGAUCCUGUUAGAUACCUACGAAUGAGUAACAAUGAUCCAUUUUUUUGUAUUUAGUUUUUGGUGA
Messenger RNA from Erigeron canadensis, 2389 nucleotides. Its product is annotated as pentatricopeptide repeat-containing protein At5g42310, chloroplastic. Bases 164 to 1675 code for a protein of 503 amino acids. Lineage: Eukaryota; Viridiplantae; Streptophyta; Magnoliopsida; Asterales; Asteraceae. Gene Ontology annotation, molecular function: protein binding. The record is from RefSeq and is a predicted model, not a curated record. The transcript has 7 exons.